Tripterygium wilfordii is the source of this 363-nucleotide messenger RNA. Its product is annotated as protein S-acyltransferase 11-like. Lineage: Eukaryota; Viridiplantae; Streptophyta; Magnoliopsida; Celastrales; Celastraceae. The record is from RefSeq and is a predicted model, not a curated record. Bases 1 to 363 code for a protein of 120 amino acids. The transcript is spliced from 2 exons.
AUGGAAAGAAUUUUGAGAGAAUUUGGAGAAGACAACUUUGGGUUUCAUGUCUUGCCACCUUUGGCACACAAAUCCAUUGGCCAUUUAAAUGGGCUUGGUCGUGGUUUAGCCUUGAGAGCUUUAAAGGAAAUUAUUCUUGCUUUCCUGAGCUCAGCAGCUCUCCUUUCUGCGAGAGGAUUUGUUCUUGUUUCUCUAUUUGUUGCAAGUGUCUCUAUGGAGAUUGGAUUAAGCGUACUCCUGUGGCAGCAGUUAUGCUAUAUAUAUGAAGGUGAAACGUACUUGAACCAUUUAAAUUCGCAGAAAAGUGAGAGUCCUGGAAAGAAAGAUUGCCAAAAUCUUUUUCGUUUUCUUGGCUGCCCGUAA